CGUUUGCUGCACUUGCCGGUUCGUGAAACAGAUACGCAACGUACCGUAGAAAAAUAUGAGACUUUUGAUGUAAAUAAAUCCUAACUAGCGGUACUCUUGCGUCAGUUCCACCGUCCACAAGCAGCUAUUUUUAACGGAAGUUAACGUGGGCCCCCGACCUCAAAACGGUUCGUUCCGGUUUCGCUCUGUACACACACAGGCAAGUGUGCAGUUUCGUGUCACGUUCCGUCGUGCGGUAGAUCGUGAAAAAAUCGAGAUUUUUUGUCACGUUUUUUUUUAUUGGGUGGUUCGGGAAUACGAGAAAAACAAGUGACGGCCGGUUUAAUCGGGAAGACGUGGUGUGCGGUUGGUACUAAAUAGCGGGCGGUUAAUCGUAAAUAAAUAACAAUCAAGCAAUAAAUCUCGCAAGUGUCGCCGCCGGUGGUAUUUUGUCGUGCGAUACUGACCUAAUCAAACAAAUCGGAAUUUACUGCAACAUAAAAGCUAGUGUGUUUUCGUACAAUCGUGAUAUAAAGAAGCAAGUUUCAACCUUCCAACUUGGCUAUGACCGGUGCUCCCAGCAUGGCUACCUCCAGCGGCAAGAAGCUAUCGAUGACCAAGCAGAACGAGCUGAACACGCUGGUCGACUCGUUGAUAAAGAGUAGCUUUAUGAAAACGCCCACCGUAAACGAGCAGUACGCCCAGUACCAGCAGAUGUACUCGGUGCUGGAGCGCAUCCGCAAGCUGGAAUCGGAGCUGAAGCUGAAAACCGGCAACGGAAAGCCCCGCCAGGCCAACAUCGAGUCGUUCUGCCAGUGGGCCAAGGAGCACGGUUGCCAGUUUGAUGGGAUUAAAAUUUCCGAAUUUUCCGGCUUCGAGCUGGGGCUGGAAGCGACGCGGGACUUCAGCGCGGGGGAAGUGUUUGUGACGGUGCCGCGGAAGCUGAUCUUUUCGGUGACGGCCGACAGUAAGAUCCCGGACAUUAUGAAGGACAUCCCGGUGAUGAUGGUGCAAAAUUUGUCCAAUUUGAUGCUGGCGCUGCUGCUGAUCGUGGAGCGCUUCCAGCCGAACAGCGUGUGGAAGCCGUACCUGGACGUGCUGCCGGAUCGGUACUCGACGGUGCUGUACUUUACCCCGGCCGAUAUGGCCGAGUUGAAGGGAACGAGUGCGUUCGUGCCGGCGCUGAACCAGUGCAAAAAUAUCGCCCGGCAGUACGGGUUCAUCAAGAAGUUUAUCCAGAGCAAGACGGCACUGCUGAAGGACAACUUUACGUACGAUUUGUAUUGCUGGGCCGCUUCGACGGUAAUGACGCGCCAAAAUCUAAUUCCGGUUAAUCUGCGGGAGGAGGGAGAGAAGGUUGAGGUGGAGGGUCAGGCCGGAGAGUCGGCCAAGGAAUCAGCGCCAAAUCCGGUGCUGAUUCCGCUGUGGGACAUGGCAAACCACGUCAACGGACAGAUCACCACCGGGUACAACGAGGCGGGCCAGCAGGUCGAGAGUUUGGCCCUCGGGGACUACCGUAAGGGUGAGCAGAUCUUCAUCUACUACGGCAAUCGGACGAAUGCGGACUUUUUGGUGCAUAAUGGCUUCGUCUACCCGGACAACGUCAACAGCGCCGUGGCCAUCCCGCUCAGCCUGAACCCUACCGAGGAGCAGUUCGAGCAGCGCAAGCAACUGCUCGAGAAGCUCGGUCUCGCGUCCAGCGGCGAUUUCAACGUCCAACGUGGCGGCGACUGCUUCAUCUCGCCCGAGCUGCUCGGUUUCGCGCGCGUUUUCAACAUGACCAAAGAACAGCUCGGCCACUGGCUGGGGGAAGGUGCGGUGCAAUCGCAGCUGCUGGAACCGGACUGUCCCGGGCUGGAGGCCAGCCUCAAGGAGAAGGUCUGGAAGUACCUUUCGAUCCGGUUGCAGUUGGCCCUCCGGAUGACCGGGACCACGCUGGACCAGGACGAGGCCCUGCUGGCCAACCAGGGCCAGAAGGGAGCGCAAAAGUUGGGCCACAUCAAGUCCAUGCUGGUGCAGUUUAGAGUCGUGGAGAAGAAGAUCCUGAGCGAGGCACUCGAGCACUGCAAGCAGAAGGAAGUGGACAAGAAGGAAGUCUGAGCAGAUUGAGGCUGAUUUGAGCCCACCUCUUGUGUUGUAUUCCUCUUAGAGUGAGCUUUCGCGCGCGCUUUCAUCUUUAAAUUCCAGUUUAGUCCUAAAACGCCUGCAUCAAAUCGCAUUUUCGUUUUCUCAUCGCCACCCGCCCGCCACUAGUUCUUAGCUGAAAGCUUUUCCCAUUUCCACGCUUGGUUUGCCAAACGAAAUUUAUCCCCCGAAUUUAGUUUCGGAGUAGCUCGGCUUCAGUAUUGAUUUUGUACAACUCACACACACACACACACAACACGCACGUGCGCCUAACCCUUUGUAGAUUGUAGUCAUUAAAUUAUUGUUUUAUGUUUUUUUUUGUUUUGAGCUGCCUUAUUUUCUUCUUUUAAUUGGCCCUACAAGAUAGACUGUUACGCAUUGAAAAGAAUUUGUAGAAUUUGCCAACCAACAUCAC
Messenger RNA from Culex pipiens pallens (northern house mosquito), 2518 nucleotides. RefSeq names its product actin-histidine N-methyltransferase (gene Setd3). The record is from RefSeq and is a predicted model, not a curated record. Gene Ontology annotation, biological process: peptidyl-lysine trimethylation; peptidyl-lysine monomethylation; peptidyl-lysine dimethylation. The transcript has 4 exons. Bases 544 to 2079 code for a protein of 511 amino acids. Gene Ontology annotation, molecular function: transcription coactivator activity; histone H3K36 methyltransferase activity; protein-L-histidine N-tele-methyltransferase activity. NCBI's taxonomy places the organism in Eukaryota, Metazoa, Arthropoda, Insecta, Diptera, Culicidae.